UACACUGCCUACACCGCCACGCUACCCACUAGCCGUGUCAGCCCUCGUUUGCGACCGGUUUUCACAUAAUUGGAGGAUUCUUUCUGUGAUGAAUGUGUUAGAAGUAGUUGCGUUAUAACACAACGUGUGUUUUGAUGUGUGUUUUGUCAUAAUUUGACCCGGAAUCAAUGUGGUUAGUGUAGAAAAUGUUGUCUAGUGCCCUCGCUAAGACUCGGCACGGCUGCCUUCAACGAGUCAGGCAGUAUUGACCAUUAGUUUCUUCCUUAGCCAUUUUUAUCUGUGGAUACAUCUAUUUUCGCCGAGACUUGUUCGAGCUGACUCGUAGAAUUUACACAGAAAUACUAACUGAAAUUGGGAAAUUAGCCUAAUUUAUAGUAAUUAGCAUGAGGUUAUUGUGAUUGUUUUAAUAAUAAUUAAUAUUGUUAGGGAUUAGUUCAUUUUUGCUGUGACUGAACCAAUCGGGAUUUUGUUUUAUUCUGAAUGAACAUUGGGAUAUUUUCUUCUUGUGACUGAUGACUACACCGGCUUCACAUAAAAGCAACAGCUAAAGGUCUGGAAAGUUCUAGAUAAAAGGCUAGAAGGAUGAUACAACUCGAGAUGAUGCCCGGACACACAGCCGUAACACAGUAUUGACCAGACGACCAGCCCAGACCACCUUGACCAGCAUCUAUGAAGCAGACGACUCAGGGGAGAUAACCCGCGCAAACAAUGAGUAAAGACGAGAAGAAGUCAUCUCCCAGCCCGAACCCUGGGCUGCUCUUUGAUCCAUCUCAUCUUUUAGGUGUCCACUCUCUAGCUGCCUCUGGUUUUUCCUUCCCUCACCUGGCCCACCUAGCCAAUCCCUACUCACUUCUGGGACAACCCCCAGGUUUUCCUGGGCUGUUUGGUGGUCUGAGUGGGAUUCACAACCCGCUUCAUGCAGCAGCACUUAGCCACAGCCUUGCAGCAGGGGGUUCAGAAUGGUGGCGACUGGCAUCUGAACCGCUCCCUCUUCCAACACCAACUUCUUCCUCUGCUGCUACGGCAUCCUCCUCAAACACCGUCACGACCACCGCAGCAUCUGGUGGCAGCAACCCUUCCACUGUCGUUCUCCCUGACCUCGAGCUCUCGGCUCACAAUCCCCUGGGACUAGGCUUCUUGGUGGGGAAUCUGGGACUGCUGGCUCCCGCCCCACUGGGACCUGACUCUAGCGUCGUUGACUCAACUAAAUCUAGUAUUGGUCUUUUGCUUGCCUCUCCUUUGGAGUUAUCCAAGCCUUCGUCUUAUUAUGGCCUUCCCAAACACCCAGGAGAGAUGGGCUCACCCCCGCCAACCUCGGCAUCACCGUCAUCUCACAAACGAGGGAGGUCUUCAAGGUCUGCUGCAGCUUCAACAUCUGCCUCACCGUCUUCAUCCUCUUCAUCACAGAGACAGUCGUCAUCGCCAUCUACAUCAUCAGCGCACACCCCGUCUUCAAUACCUCCCUACCUACACAGCUGGGCUAUGAAUGGCUCCUCCCCAUUCCCAUUUCCCCACCCGUCCAUCCCCGGAGCUGAAGUCAAGCCCGCCAGGAGGUCUAAGAAAGGUUCAGAAUCUCGGGACAGCAGUGGGUCUCGGGGACCACAGUCAUCUCCCCUGCUGUCUAUACCAACGGCUCACUCGACCCAUGAGCCUAGACCAAACAAGGACAGAUCACUCCCACCUCCUGCUGCUCAUUCAUCUGUAGAUAACAAGUUACUUCCCCACGACAGUUUUGCCUUUGACCCCCGAACAUUGAUUACACCGUAUCACAUGUCACCGGAGUUAGCGUACCUGUCUCAGUCUUUAUUCCUCCAUCGCCCAGAUCUGGGUCAUCGGCCCGAGCUAGGCCUGCCAUCACCUUUUCUAACAUCCUCGACGUCACCUUCCACUGCAACAACAACAGCACCAUCAACAUCAACCAGCGCCAGCCUUGAGCCUGGUCAGCUCUUGUCAUCAACAUCUAAACCAUCAUCCACAAGGCCACCAUCCUCAUCGUCAUCAAAAGCUGCUGAAAAACUAAGAAAUGAUAAGGUCGCAAAAGAAAAAGAGAAAAAUGAAGUAGUGAAUCUAGACAAGCAACCAGCAACAUCUAAUGGCAUAAGAUUCCCUAACAACAGUGAUGGAAUCAAUGUUAGAGAGAUAAGCCAUGAUGAGCUUGAUGAUAGAAAUUUGAAUGAUCCAUCCCAUUUCAUGGAUGACGAUAGAAAGAAGAGAAUAGCAGAUGAAAUUCGCAAAAGAGUUGGCAUGCAUGAUGGCAUGACAGACAUUUUAUCCAAACACAAUUUCCACCAAGCUGAUUGGUUGAGCGGUGCGUUGUCUGCUGGCUUGGACAGGCCCGUGGCGGGACCUUCCAAGGCUUCAAGGACCAGGACGGACAGUGAGAGUUCCCAAAGUGGAAGGAGGUCUAGGGAGUCUGAGCUGUCUGAGAAGAUACGUCUAGAAGCAGAACUCCAAAGGCAGGAGGAACAACUCAGAAAUUUGCAGAAACGCUACUCACUGGGAGAAGAGAGCAUGUCCAGUGCGCUUGAUGAGUCGUGUGAAUCUGUUGGACCUUCAGAAACCGAGGAGUCAAAGAUGGACAACAGUUCUGCCAGUAUAGGAAGCCAGUCAGGUUCAGAAUCUGAUGGUUCUGAGUCAGGGAAACGUGGAGCUGAAGGGAGCACUGAUGAAGGGUCUCCUAACAAAAAGCGCUGUACCCAACUGGACGAGCGCGAGCUGAUAAUUCCACUGGAACAUGGUUGGAACAGACAGACCAUCAUUAAUGGCAUGGGUCGCAGGGGCAUUGUGGGUGAAGUCUUGUACUUUGCCCCCUGUGGUAAAAAGAUGAAGACAAUACCGGACGUCAUGAGGUAUUUGGAACGGAAUCCUAACUCCGAUCUUGGGCGUGAGAACUUUUCAUUCAAUACAAAAGUAAAUGUGGGCCAUUUUUAUGAAGUCAGAAGUGGACAAACUGGGGGACAGCCAGUUCCUCUCUCUGACGCUGAAGUGGUGGAGAAGAUUGAGAUGUCUCGUGGGAAGCGGGCCCGCAUGCAGAUGUUGGCCCGUCAGAAGCGCGAGAAAGCGGCCAAGGAGCAGGCGCUGGCCAGGCAGGUGAUGGAGAACAAGCUGAAGCGCAGGAUUGAGUUACAAGGUGCUCACAAAAUCUCACGUCGUGCAUCAGAGAUGAGAUUUGAGAAAAAGGAGGAGCGACAGAGGCUAAAAGAAAUGGAGAAGAAAGAAAGGGAGACAAAAGUUCUAGAGAGAAGGAAAGAAAAGGAGCAGCACAAACGAGAUAAGCAGCAGGAGAAGAUCAGGGUUCAGGAGCAGCUACGCAGGGAGCGAGAGCUUAGGGCGCAGCAGAUUAUUGAAGCUCGCAACAGGCGUCAGAGGGAGUUGGAAGAGAUGAGGCUGGCAGAUGCAGUACAGAGGAAUAAGGUUUGUGAGCGGGACAUGAAAAGACAACAGCUGGUCAUCAUGAAAGAGCAGGAAAGGGAGAGAAGAAGACAACAUUUGCUGUUGCUGAAAGCCUUGGAGCAGCGCAAACGUCAGGAGGAGAAACAGACUAAGGAACGCCUUAGAGAAGAAAAAUUGCAUGAGAAAAUAAAACAAAAAGAAAUGAAAAUGCAUCAGAGAAGAGUUGAACUCGAGGUUGCCAUGGAGUUAAAAAAACCAGUUGAAGACAUGGAGCUUAAAAACGCUAAGCCCCUCCCUAAGUAUCCCCGUAUGAAGACCAAGCUUGCUGGACGCCCAGUGGCAGAUUGUCUGAUGGUGGUUGAGUUCCUCAACAACUUUGGUGUCGCCCUCAACCUGGAAAAAUCCUCCAUCCCAACCCUGGAGUCCCUAGAGAAAGGCUUGUUGAAUGAAUCUGAUGAUGAUGUGGAGGAACUCAUGUCCCUAGUCAUGCAUUUGUUGAGGUUUGCACUGGAUGAUGUGGGGGUUCCAAACCCUAAAGAGGCCACAACCAGGCUGAACCAGAAAAUCACUGAGAUGGAGAUGACAGACACCACCAUGUCAGAAGUUUUACGAAUCUUCCUCAAAGCUCGUGGAGAAAAAGAGAUGAUGGAGUGGCUGAUAGACAAACCAAUGGAGGCUCUCAACCCAACCAAGAAGGCGGCCAUCUUGGCAUUUUUGUGCAAUGAACUUUUGACCAGCAAAGUCAUAACUAAUGAAAUUGACAAGCAUAUGGAUGCGAUCAACAACCUCAGACGAGACAAAUGGGUUGUUGAGGGGCAGUUAAGACAACUGCGCGUCUUCCAAGCCAGAAAGUUUAACAAAAUUCACAAAUCAUCGGAUCGACGUCCCAACAACUCUAGUGGUGUGCAUGAUGAGGAUACCAUGUCCUCAUCAAAAAUGGGCAGUGAGGAUGAAGAUGAUAAGGAUGAUGAUGACGAUGAAGGCAGCGGCAAUGAAAGCGAUGGAUGCAGCAGUGUGAUGACCAACUCAUCCUCCGCCUCUAACAUGCCGUUUGAGCCUAUUGAUGAAAGUUUAACAAGAGAAGAAUCUGAUAAGAGGUUGGAGAAACUGAGAAAACAACACGCUGCGUACAGACAGAAAGUGUUCCGGGCAUCUCUGCGUCUGCGGGCCAUCAACAUUGGCCAGGACAGGUAUAAGAGGACAUAUUGGGUCCUGCCCCUGACCGGGGGCGUGUACGUGGAGGGGAUGGAGUCAGGUGUGCCUGAGGAUUACAUCAAAGCUGGUGAGGCCCAAGUGGACACUAAAACUGACCAGUCGGGGGAUGUCAAGGUUGAGGUCAAGGAGGAGAAACAGGAGGGCAGUGAGGUGGAGUCCAGGGUUAGCUGCAAUACAGAGAUAACUGAGGUAGCAGAGGGGAAGAAAGAAACUAGAGAGGAAGUUGGUCCAGUGGAUGAUUCAGUUUCAUGUGAGAAACAGACUGUUGAUGCAGGGGUUGGUAUAGGCAAUAAUGUGGAUAGUGAUAAGUGUGAGAGCGUGUUAAAUGUAAUAGAUUCAGUGGGAGAAGACAUCUCAAAGACAGAGAACUCUGUAUUGAAGGGAGAUAAUUGCAUAUCAAAGGAAGAUAAAUCUGUCGUGUCUGAGGUGAGUUCCUGCCCUUCGGAGUCUGGUAGAGACAUAGAGGAGAGUGAGGAGCUAGAUUGUGAGAUGGAGGACGAGGAGGACACACCAGCCACACCAAACAUUGAGAUAAGAGACAAGGGCAUUGAUAAUAACAACAUUGGAGUUACUUCCCUUAAGCUAGACCAGGUGGGGUUACCAGGUGCCAAGGUGUGUCCUGCACUGGAUAAAACAGGUGACGCAGCAGACAUUUUUAACAACCACUUCAAUGCGGUUGGACCUACACAUCUGGCUGCAUGGCCACAUAUCAAAUUUUGUGCUAAUACAAACAGCAGUGUGUCCGAACCGGAGAAAGAUCUUGCAUGUAGGGCGGAGAAUGUUGCCGCCGUGCCAUUCAAACAUGAAAAUGGCUCUCAAAUGAUAGACAAAGUUCAGAAAUUCAUUCCAGCCGUUGUUCCUCCCAGUGGGAAAGAUGAAAGUGGUCCCCCGGCUCAUAAAUAUUUAUCCAGUAAUGGUUGUGAUGGUGGUCAGACCCCAGCGCUGCCGGAUGACUUAUCACUAAACGGGAUUCCCAAAAAGGGCGCAGAGCCCUUUGACAAGCUCGGCUGUCGUAGCUCUGACAUUCUCAAGGUGCCGAAAGUGGGCGUGUCCCAGCGUAAAGGUGCGGCCAGUCAACCAGACGUGGCCCAGCUUGACCUGAGCAUGGGCCAGCCCAAGAGAGAGACCCUGGUGGCCCUGUUGAACCAUUCGAUUCACCAGGCGUACAAGUGUGAUGAUCCUGAGGAUUUGCCGCUGAAAGAUUCCACCAUUGUGGUGCCACCAUCAGUCCCCUCGGCACCGUCUCUACUAACCUCGUCACUGCUGUUCUCAGCCAUACCAAAAUUACCUCAUCUAACACAUUCUAAAGGGCCAGAACCCAUCUCAAUAAGUGCCUCCGUGCCUAUUGACUUUACAGCAAAAUCAAAACUGUCAACCGGUAGCUCCCUUCUGGCAUCCACCCCUAUUCCAGCGCACACAAAGCCAAUAAAUCCACAACCUCUGCCGCCCUUCCACCCCUCUGCUCAGGCUAGUCCAUUGUUAGAUCUGACACCCCCUGCUGCCCACUCGGGCCACAAGUCCAACAAACCAUCCACUCUACCUCCCCUGUCUGCUGGCCCCGCACCCUCACCUCACCUCCCCCAGCCCCCGUUUAUCCCCGGCCUCUCCCAUCACCCUUACGGCCCAUCUAGUGCCUCCGAAACUUUGUCUAGCUUAGCAUCCAUUGUCUCCCCUCCACCUGCUCACAAUAAUCCAAUCACAACAUCCGCCAUAUCCGCACCUCUUCUCACCUCCACCCCCAUCCUGCCUCGCUCCAACUCCAAUGUUUCUAAAACACGCAGCACAUACCCAAAAGUUGACUCCAUUUUGAAAGGGGAAGCGACCUACUCUUCCUCUGAACUCCUCCAGCAAGCGGCCUCUCAGGUGCUGAGAUCUGCCGAGACCAAAAAACAGCUGCCAACCACAUCGUCAGAGCCAGACAAGGGCCAGCAACUCACCGCAGACCAGGGGAACAAACCCAGCUCUGAGGUCGUCGACCACAAAGUCUGGUUCAGCCUGUUGCCGCGCAUGCCCUGUGAUGAGUUCUCCCUGACCCAGCCCAUCCACGGGCAGCCCUCGCCACAGUCAUCGCACUACCAGCUCUCUCCAUCUGCGAUAUCCGUAUCCGCUUCGUCAUCCUUAUCCGCGCUCAGUUCAUACCUCAGCUCCCCGAGCGCGGCAAACUUCGACAGCCUGCUGCCACUGAUCCAGUCCAACCCAUCCAUCCUGUCGCAGGAUCCACUGUUCACCUCCCUGCAGCUGCUGACCAGUCAGGUCACACCAUCCGUCUCACCCACCCCCUGCAGUACACCUGGCCUGGACUCUGCCGGUGAGUUCAAAGUUCCACCGCCCCCUGACAUGGCCUUCCAGUCUGACCCCUGGGAUAUCUUACGAGCUGCCCAAGGGGAGGCACAGCCUAUACCAAAAAAUGAACAACAUGGGUGGUGGAGGAUCUAUGACAUUGCCAUGCUGAAGUCUGUCAUGCCCUGCACCUUAAAUCGAGGCAUCAGAGAGAAAAACUUGCAGAGGUCAAUCCACAGGUACCUGGAUUAUGCAAGGCUACACUGUACUUAUGAUUCAGAGAAAGGGGAGAUAAAUCCAGAAACUGGCCAACCUGUACUUACUGAAAACAAAGAAACACCAGAGAAAGAUGACAUAAAACCAGAUGAGGACAAGAGCAUGGAGGUGGACAAGGUGGACACUGAGGGGCCAACACCUGAACCAGCUGACUCUUCAGCACAGGAGGUAGACAAACCUGUAGAGGAAGUGAAAGUAAAACUAGAGGAAACAGCAGAGGAAAAGCCCAAAGACAGUGAGGUUAAGGUGGAUUGUCUGCAGGCUGGGGAAAACAGUGUGGAGGACUUUGUUCCACCUGACGACCCAGAGAACUGGUCAAUUUCAUGUAUGCAUCAGAUCGAGAUGGCCGCGCUUGACGAAGUGGAGGCGCUGGAAGAGAGGAUCUUUCAGGCCAGUCUACAAGCCAAGCAAGGGUGGCGCCCCAACAAAGACAACAACAUCACUCUGGUGGACAGGUCAGUGAAGGAUGUCAGCGACACUGAGAGCUACCCGCUGGACAUUGCCAUCUCACGUCUGCUGCAGUUGGAGGCCAACAUUGAGAGGCGCUACCUGAAACCUCCCCUCAUCAGAAGUGUCCAGCUGAACCUGUCCAGCCUGUCCUCACACACAGACCGGAUUGACGGAGACUUUGGUGAUGACGAGGACAUCCCCCCAGGUCUGCUGCUGUGGAGGCAGGCGGUGGUCGGCUCUGAGAGCCCGGCCCAGCUCAGUCUGUGUACACAGUUGUUGGCCAAGUCCAUCUCCUGGGAGAAGAGCAUCAUGAGGGUGACGUGCCAGAUAUGUAGGAAAGAUGAUAAUGAGGCUCAACUUUUGCUUUGUGAUGGCUGUGACAAGGGUUACCACACCUAUUGCUUUAAGCCCAAAAUGGAAAACAUUCCAGAUGGUGAUUGGUAUUGCUUUGAGUGUGUUUCAAAGGCCAGUGGCACGCCCCACUGUGUUGUAUGUGGUCGCCCAGGUGGCAGGAUAGUCUCCUGCUGCAAGUGUCCCAGGUACAUCCACCUGGAUUGUCUGGACCCACCUCUACCUCGCAUGCCCAAGAAAUGGCAGUGUUCCAACUGUUUAGUGGAAAAGGGAAACUCCAAACGUAAAAAACGUAAGGAGAGCCUACCCACAGUACAGAGGAUUAUAGUGACCAAGCUGGUCAAGGAGGACACACUGGACACUGAGGAGUGUUCUAUGGUUUCCACUUCAUCCGGGGGAGGGGGGUGCGUGGAGGUGGACAAAAACAGCAAAAAAACACCCACUGCACCAUCGUUUAGCCUCGACUCAUCACAGCAAUCUAGUCCAGAGAAGAAGAAAAGGAAAAAGAAAGAAAAAGAGGGCGGGCAGGCUGAUUUCUCUCCCCCACCCAAGAAAAAAGAGAAGAAAGAGAAAAAAGAAAAGAAAGAGAGGAAACCCAGAGAGAAGAAAGAGAAAGUGGAGGAGAGUGAGAAAUCUCCUGAAGUGGAGGACAAGAAAGUUGAAAAGGGAAGUAACAAAGACCUGGUGAUUUGUGGAAAACUGUUGAGCGAGCUAGAGAAACACGAGGAUGGCUGGCCCUUCCUUAAGCCAGUCAACAGGAAACAGUUCCCCUCCUACAAGAAAUACAUCAAGACUCCCAUGGACUUCACUACUGCCAGGAAUAAAAUAAAAGCUAAAGAAUACAAACACAGACAGGAGUUUGCAGCAGACAUGCGGCUCAUUUUCAACAACUGCGAAACAUUCAACGAGGACGACUCCGAUGUGGGCCAGGCCGGGUUCAUCAUGAGGCAGUUCUUUGAACGCCGUUGGCUGGAGCUGUUUCCUGAUGACGCCCCCUAGACUCCGCCCUCCCUCAUCUCUUGCACAUUACCUCUAUGGUAUCAAAACACCUGUUACAGGUGGGAAUCGUACUGGCACUGAGGUGAAAUCUUAAACCAAAAAAAAGAUUUUCAUUCGUGAAAACCACCAACGUCAUGUUACCAGCAACCGCUGUGUCAUGACCUUGAACUUGGAUCUAAACUGCAUUGCUUCUGACUUUGAAAAAAAGGAAAAGCUAAAAGACUUUUACAACAGAUAAAAGGUACUACAGUAAUAACUCUACUUCCUCUGGGAUUAUUGAGCUCCUUAGUCAAGUGUUUGUAGUUGUUUUUUUUUUGUGAAGGUCAUAUCUGUUGACCUUUUGUGAUUGACCAAUCAAAUUGCUUGAAUAUCUUUGCUGUCUAGUGAUGUUGAACUCUGAACUUUUGUUCAUGUUUUUUCAAAUGAUAACUUUACUUAUCUGUGAAUAGCAUGUGAGAAAUUUAAAACAAAAAAAAAUUUUUGUGGUAAUUCUGCCUAGGUUAAUUUUUGCCUUAAUUAAAAGUUAAUUACCUUUUUUUUCUUAUAAGUAAUGACCAAGUGAAAGUGGGAAUGUGACUUUGCCCUGAUUCCAACGCACAUUUUGUGUUACAUUUCUGUCAUACUUUUCCUUACAAAUGUGCCCUAAUAAUUAAACUGUACAUAUGUGAAUACGUUAUGAUUUCUUGUAUGGUAAUUCUGGGACCCUUGAAUGACCCAGCAGUUGAUGGGUCAAAGUUCACAGGUCAGAUCAAAGUUCAAGGUGGGGUCAGAAGAUCACAUGACCUGUUGACCUGAAUGUCAUAAGUUUAUAGGUCAGUCAGGUAAAGAAGGCAAGUUUCCAGGGGUCAGAUGAUCACAUGACCUGUUAGAACAUGUGCUAGCCGGCCAGUGGAACAGUCCAAAGGACUCCUGGCACUGGUCAGCCACUGCUGGAAGAUAGCUGUGGUCAGAGAUCACAUCAUUACCUGGACACAGGUGAUGGCCAGGUCAUGAAAAUAAAACUGCACUCAUUAACCUUUUAAAUAUUUAAAAUCUGGUCAGCUGACAUUUUCUAUGUAUACAUUUUUUUUACCCCCCAGUCUUUUAACUUUGUCAAUCUUUCAGCUUUUCUUUAGAAUAAAAUAAAAAUGUACAUUUAGCUAUUGACUUCAGCUACCACUGUCGUAGACACAUUGCCAAUAGAUGCUGGUUCAUCAUCUUUGAUGAAAUUAAUCAUACUUUCACCAUAAACACUUUUCAUAUAUCAUAUCUCCAUUUCAAUUUUUUUUUAAUGAAUUUUUCACUCAACAUAAUUAAAGUUUCAUAAUAUUGAUUUAUUUUUCUCUUCAUCAACUUCAUUGUGAUUGUGUUACCAUUUUAUUUUUGGCUAUUGAUACAUGUGCUUGACUUACUGUAAAGACUCAUCCAUUCGUGUCAGAUGUUUAUAUUGUACCGCUCAGCUUCCUGUGACCAAAUGUGUAUAUUGGAUCUGGUUGAAAUUAAUUUAUUUACUAUUUAAUAUAUACAUGACCUGUGUCUAGAGUUGAGCAAUAUAGGUGGACAGUAGUCCCAGCAGUCUGUCAAUGUGACACUCUGAUGAAUUUGUUUUUUAUACUGUCUGGUCUAGAUUAAAAUAUCAAACCAUUUUUUAAUGUCUUUUUUAUGUUGUGGGCAUAUAUUUUUUUUUUUUACAUAUUUGAAUAAUUGAUAAUUUUUUUGUGUAAACAUUGUUAAAACUUGUCAAAAAAUCUUAAAAUCAAUAAACUUGUAUACGGUUGUUUCAAAAAAAAUUUGUUUCGGGAAUAAACUUCUUCUCUUUCAAAUGCUGAUGUUUUUAAUAAAAAUGAUUCAAAUUUUCUUCCUUUAUUCAUCUGAUAUUUACUUGCCGAUGAAUUUAAAAACAAAAAAAAAAUUUAAUUGUUGUUUUGAACAUUCUGUAUUUAACCAGGAAUUGAUGAAUUCCAUUUUGUGACUUGGUCUAGAUCAAGCUUCAGCCACUUUUAAAAACAUUUACAUAACGUUAUUUAAUCAGCUUGGAUUCAUUUGUUGGAGCGAUAUAUUAAUUAAACUAAUUGUCAUAAUCACAGA
This is a messenger RNA of Physella acuta, 11031 nucleotides long. Its product is annotated as bromodomain adjacent to zinc finger domain protein 2B. Gene Ontology annotation, cellular component: chromatin. The record is from RefSeq and is a predicted model, not a curated record. Gene Ontology annotation, molecular function: DNA binding; protein binding. Lineage: Eukaryota; Metazoa; Mollusca; Gastropoda; Physidae.